Ixodes scapularis (black-legged tick) is the source of this 511-nucleotide messenger RNA. RefSeq lists its product as uncharacterized. The record is from RefSeq and is a predicted model, not a curated record. NCBI's taxonomy places the organism in Eukaryota, Metazoa, Arthropoda, Arachnida, Ixodida, Ixodidae. Bases 35 to 343 code for a protein of 102 amino acids. The transcript has 3 exons.
UGUAUUCUAUUGGACUGGGACAGAAAGAAGCACCAUGAGGACGGGAAGCAUACUUUUCCUGGUUACGAUGUUUUGCCUUAUCAGCAUUUCAUUCUGCUGCGACGACAUGGGAUUCUAUCGUGAGGCAAGACGCUGCAAAGAGAAACUCGAAGAUAACCUCCGCAAGACGGCUUCGACGCGAAGCUGCUGUCCCUAUUACCAACUGACGCAAUGCCUCAGUAUGGCCCAUCGGUACACCGACUGUCCCAAGUCCUUCGCAGACCAACAACUUGGCAUCAUUCGGCAGGAGAAUGGACUGCAGCAGCGGCAUUGCUCGGGCGGGAAAGAAUUAUGCGCUCAAUAACCUUUCGGGGACUAUAGUAAACCGUCCUUUACACGACUACUCUGUUUACUACGCCCUCGGGAAAUACAAAACGAAAACAUCUUUGUCCUAUGUGAUAUCUCAUUUGGUGAUUUCUAUAUUCAAAUCGGCUGAAUAAAUCGCCCGACUACAUCCUCGGGCAUAAGUGCA